AAACUUUCUGUAUAUCAUAAUGUGAUGAAACUUUUUCUUCGAUACAUUGGAAUAUUAUGUUGUUUAUAUUGUUGUAUAUACUCUUAAGAAGGUAUGUUCACCUGAACAUUUUAAUUUAAUGUGAGAAUUUAACACACAUGAUUUCAUACGUGAAGUUUGGCAUGUGAAAUGAGAACCUUGUGAUGCCAUCUGAAACGACUAAUCAGAGAUUUCAGAUAACUUUGAGGUUAAGACCUCCUACAUAAACAGGAACUUCUCUGUAUAUAAAACCAUCUUGAUGCCCUUCACUGCCACAGACUAAACUAAUAUUUCUCUAAUGCUUCAGAAUGAAUUUGGGUCUUUUAAGUUGCAUGAGCUGAAUUAUGCAUUGAAAUCUGGAAGUGUGUGUACAUACAGUCCUGUACAAGAAUGAUGAACCGCACUGGAAUGAUCUGCAUUUUCUUGGCUUUUUCAGUGGAACUUAAGGCCAGUUCACAGGCUGUGAAAGAAGGGCUCAUCUGUGUGACAGAUUACUGCAAAACUGUCAGCUGCUCUUUAAAGCUACCAGUCACAUCCACUAGAAACAUUUCGCACUGGCUGGAAUUUCAAUGGAACAAUCACAUUCCAGAUGAAUAUGGCAUCAUCAAACACGGGCCGUAUAGAUGCCCACUCCAGAGAGCACGUGAAGAUCACACCUGCACUUUCACUGUAAAUGGAACAAUGGCUGAUUUUGAUAUAGUUGCUGUGAUUCUUCAUUAUUUGGAAAACGGCAAUAAGAAUUCGUCUCUGUUGAACGAUCAUUGGGUGCCAGCAGAAAACAUUAAGCCAAAAACCCCAUUUAAUCUGACAUUACACUAUACAAAUGGGAUGUAUAAUUUCUCUUGGACUUAUGGAUAUGAAGAUGAACAUGGAAGUUAUGGAAGUAAUCUACCCAUCAAGUACAACUUCCUUUACUACAAAGAUGGAGAUAAAGAGAGCGAGGUCAUUGUUCAUCCAGACAAUAAAAUGAUUCAGAUCGAUGAAAUGAAUCUUGAUCCGGUCACUACAUACACUGCUGUGGUGAGGUCUGGGAUAUAUGAAAAUAAGAAAUACAGAGGAACGUGGAGCGAGUGGAGCAGCGCAGUAAAAUGGAAAACGACAUACAGAGAUGAAUAUCGUGAAGAUGAGCCCAAUCAAGUUGGCAAGAUUGUCAUUGGAACGUUUUUAACGGUUGGACUUUUAAUUCUGCUCAUAUUUGUUCCUGCUGCAAGAUUUAAGAUGAAAGAAAUUUCAUGGGUGCCAACACCAGCAACAUAUUUCCAACCCCUUUAUCAAAAUUACCAGGGCAAUUUUCAGUGUUGGGUUUUGGCAAAAAGUCCUUUACAAAAUUUUCAUAUCAUGGAAGACUUUUCAACAAUCGACAAGAUUUCCGAGGUCAUGAUGACAACACUACAGGAUGAGGUAGAGAAAACGGGCAUGUAUCCCACAGCACAAUGCCAUCAACCCUAUGUGGGCCCCACAGCUGAGGUCUGGGCCCCACGCCAAAUGCCCGAUACGUGCAGUGAGACGAGUAUCCUGUGUGAGGAAUUUUCUUUGUUCUGUGAAGAGUUGCCAGUUAAAGUGGACGACAUCAUGCAGUCUCUCACUGUGGCUUGUCUGAGUGGGGAUGUUUUGUCUCUGAAGGACUCUGCUCUUAGUCUUGAGAGUCUUGAGGACUGUGAGGAAUCUGAAGCACCAGUUAUCAUUAACGCAGUGCCUGUGUGUUUCAAACAAGACUACUGCACUCUCACCAACACUCCCACAGGCCCUGUCCCCACCUUCACCAGAGAUAUAGAGCUGGACGAAAACACCUUUAGUGAUUAAAUGCAUGAAGACACCUGCAGUAGACAUGUGGACAUUAUGAACUGACGUAUAUCAUUUAUUCACAUUUUGAUGUAUGAUUGUAUAUAAUUUAGAACAAAAUGUGAAGGACUUUUUCAAAUAAUGUUAACAAGGAAUCCUAUUCUUCAUUGAAACAAGUUGUCUAGGCUACAAGGUGUUAAAGUAGCCAUUAAUGCUGACAGUUCAAAUGAGGUUUGAGGAUUUGUGUGCAGUGAAUUGAUUCUACAGAUUCUGUUUUUCAUCAAGUAACAUCAUUAUAUUUCUAUUUGUGAUAUUUGUACUGAGAAGAAAAUUAAAAUAGUGUGUAUUUCAUGUGGAAAAGCUUGUUAAAGCCACACUCAAAUUGAAAAUAUUUUCACUUAGAAGGAUAGCAGAUGUUAUUUAGCUAUUCACACAGGAAUCCAGUCUAAUUCAAGAAAUUGUAUGUAAAUAGCCACCUGUUUUUACAUUUUGCAUAUCAAAGAAUCGCAAUAUGUAACGAGUGUGAAUGAAUUUUGUAUGAUUUAUCAUUGAAUCUGCAUUACGAAUUCAGAAUCAGAAAGAGCUUUAUUGCCAGGUAUUUUUACACAAACGAGGAAUUUGUUUUAGUGAAAGAAGCUUCCACAGCACAGACUGACAGUGACAAGACACAGAUAAUAAUUAUAAAGAAUAAAAAUAGAAUAAGUAAAUAGGAAAUAUACAAAAAAAA
Molecule: messenger RNA, 2527 nt
Organism: Megalobrama amblycephala (Wuchang bream)
Lineage: Eukaryota; Metazoa; Chordata; Actinopteri; Cypriniformes; Xenocyprididae
Gene: il21r.2
Product: interleukin 21 receptor, tandem duplicate 2
Exons: 9
Coding region: 409-1821 (470 amino acids)
Biological process (GO): immunoglobulin mediated immune response; cytokine-mediated signaling pathway
Cellular component (GO): membrane; external side of plasma membrane
Molecular function (GO): cytokine receptor activity; protein binding
Source: RefSeq, a predicted model, not a curated record